GGUACGAUACGGACGUGCUGUUUGUCACAGCUGCGAUAGGAGGAUUCAACACUGGAAGGUGAACAAAGGCAUGGUAGAAAUAUCUGAAGAUAGAUAAGAAAGUCGUUGCGCUACGUGCAACUCUCGUAAUGGGAUUUUCACAAAGCCAUGAGUGCCUCAACCAAAUGCUUUGACUCACAAAGGGGGCGGGAUGAUAUUUUCUACUCCUGAGCUUUGACUCUACUGUACAUACUUCAUGUCCCUUCCCACCUAUUUUUAGGGUUGGCCCUCGCAACAAUGUCAUGCGUAACUCGACGCCAUCUGUUAAGUCAGAGCUCGUUGAAUGUCACUUGACAGGCAGAGGCGUCGCAAUCACCUUCCCGUCCACACACUCCGGCCCAGCGCGAUCAUGGAGUUGGAGGGACAAGCAAAACCGUCUCGGGCCUUUCGCCUCCUUGGGCCGGGCCCAGACAUGGAUGAGGAUGAGAGCGAGGUGGUGAUCAGCAUCAGGCCCAAAUCUUCUCCCCUGCCACGGAGAAGAAACUCGGUCUCUGACGAGGACUCAGAGUCAGAGCUACUUCCUUGUGGUUCCAGGAGAGUGUCCUUUGCAGACGCCAAGGGUCUAAGUUUGGUGCAAGUCAAGGAAUUUGAUUUGUGGGACGUGCCCAAGCUGCCGGGAAUGGAGUCCCAGGAGGGCGACGGAAUAUCUACAGAGGAAUACUCCCUGUCUCCUCUGACUUUCCAAUCGCCGUUGUCUCCUGAGGAUCUGCUGGUUAGGGUCCAGGAGCAGAAAAUAGAGUUGGAGUCCCUGGAGUUGAUCCCAGGAACGACCACGCUGAAAGGGCUGAUCUGUGUCCUCAACAUCUCCUUCCAUAAAGCCGUCUAUGUGCGCACCACUUUGGACUGCUGGGCCAGCCACUUUGACCUUCUGACUGAGUACAUCCCCACUUCCGGCAACGCUCACACGGACCACUUCUCCUUUAAACUCACCUUAGUGCCGCCCUUCCAGGAGCAGGGAUCCCGUGUUGACUUUUGUCUGCGGUAUGAGACGCCCAUGGGAACUUUCUGGGCCAACAAUAACAACAGAAACUAUGUGCUGGUCUGUCACCAAAGAAUGAAAGACCAGAAGGAGAACCACCAGAAGCAGAAUAGGCAAAAGAAAAGUUGUCUGAAGACCGUGAGUCAAAACGUUGUGGAAGACACUAAGGAAACGCCAUCCCAAAGAAAUCAGUCACCAGAUGUGUUAACAAAUGGAGAAAAAGUCAACAAUGAGCAAGCCAUUCCACCUCCUGAUCAGUCAGGAGAAGAUGGGGACAAUUUGCAGGCUGAGUAUAGGCGAAACUGCAACCGAAGAAAGGCGGCCCGGAUGGGUCGGGUGAGGGACUACUUUUCUCAAAGAGACGGCAUAGUAGAUGAGGAAGGAGACACACCACCUUCAGAAGACAAAGAAGAAAUCCCAGUGGGGGAUCAGGCAGAUGAGCAAUCUUUGUCCGAAGAGAAAUGGAAACGUGAAGGCUCUCAUGGUAUUAUGGAAAAAAUAUUCAGUGAAACGCCAACUCAACAAGACAAGACACAGGCACAUAUUGAACCACAGACAGCUGAGGACAUCAGUUUGGGUUCAUUAAUAGGAGGUGACGCUAGCACAGACAUGUCAAAUGAUGAGCCUCCUCCCACUGAACAUUGCAACACGUUUGUCUCAGAGGCUGAAGACACGAGUGAGAGCUGCCUGAAUCAAAGCAACGGCUCCACUUUUGAAAUUGUGGUGACUCCUCUACACCGUCAGAUGCUUGGCAGGAAUGAAGAUUGGACAUGUCCACAAGAGACUGUGGGAGAAAACGGUUCAACUGGCCAUGAAGUUCAAGAAAAUUUGAUCAGGAACAAAAAUGAUGUUCCACAUCUGUCAACUUUUCAGAAUCUGUUUAGUGAUGACCGAGCUCGCCAGGCCAGUUUGGAGCAUGCAGACUGGUACGAUACAGAAGACGCUUCGAUGAAAUCAACAGAGAACCAUGAACAACUUCAGAAAAUGGAUUUACCAUCACGACUCUCACAACCAAUUCAGAAUCUGUUUAGCGUAGAUGACCAGACCAGUUUGGAGUGUGCAGACUGGUCCUGUACAGAAGAUUCUGAUGCACAAUCAGUGGAAAAUACACAGAACCAUGAGCAAAUUUUGGAAAAUGUGAUCACCAACUCAACUAAAGAGUGCUUUGAUGCCAGUUUGAAUGUUCCUCUUUCUGAAGAUGACACUUGGAAAUCAGAGGGCUCACAAACCCUUCAGGUACCAACAUGUUUGCCAAUUCAUAAACCUUCAGGUAAAACCAAAUAUGAUGUCGCACUUUUGUCACCUUUUCAGAGUCAAACAGAGCUUGUUAGCGACAGUGUAGAUCACCUGGCUAGUUUGGAGACGGCAGACUGGUCAGAUACAGAAGAUGCUGUAAUGAAAUCAAAAAACAACACACAGAACCAUGAACAACUUGAGAAAAAUUUGAUCAAGAACUCAACGGAAGAGUGCUUUGACGCCAAUUUGAAAGCUCCUCUUCCUGAGGACGACGCUUGGAAUGGUGCCUGAUGAUGCCUUUGAA
Messenger RNA from Phycodurus eques (leafy seadragon), 2558 nucleotides. RefSeq lists its product as uncharacterized. Gene Ontology annotation, biological process: regulation of glycogen biosynthetic process. The transcript has 5 exons. Lineage: Eukaryota; Metazoa; Chordata; Actinopteri; Syngnathiformes; Syngnathidae. Gene Ontology annotation, molecular function: glycogen binding; protein phosphatase 1 binding. Gene Ontology annotation, cellular component: protein phosphatase type 1 complex. The record is from RefSeq and is a predicted model, not a curated record. The coding region runs from base 323 to 2545 and encodes 740 amino acids.